UUUGGUGGUGAAAAUGCUUUGGAAAUAGGUAGAGGUGAUGGUUAUACAACAUUAUGACCGUACGAAAUGCCACUAAAUUGUUCAGUUUCAAAUGGUUAAUUGUGUGCCAGGUGGAUUUGAUUUUACCUCAAUAAAAGAAAAAUGGGCAAAAAAACAAACAAUGAAUGAGCUCUACUCUGCAUUCAGAUUUAUUGUCCGGUAGGGAAGACAGACAAGGAAAUAAGGGACCCUGGCUUGGUAGAUUGCCACCCAAUCAGAAGUCAGAGGGGAUGGUGGGUGACUCAUUAUUGGAGAAGGUCUAGUGUAGGAGGGUGGAUGAAUACCUGUGGAAUGAAGGGCUCUGGGUCACAUUUUAAGUUCUCCUACUCAAAGGCUAGAAAUAGAUGUGAACAGAAUGAAGGAUUAUGUACAGAGGGGAAGCAUAGUUCCUGCACACCUAUGCAUGGUUUCUUGUCACUUCAUUGGUAAAUCCAGGAAGCGCUGUGAAAUUUUCCAAGUAGAACUGAUACUUAGAAAACAAAGACAUUGCUUUAUUAUUAUUAUUUCUUUUCCUGCACAGGCCUAGUAACAGAGCUCUUCUGUCCACCCUCCCCACUUCUUUCUCCCAGUUUUCUCACCAUCCUUCUCAAUUUGUCCUUUGUCAACAGGGCAGAAAAGAGGUUGAAGUGAUAUAUGGGUAUAAUCCACGAUGCACUGCUAAAAAGAUAAACUUAAAUGAAGUGAUUUAUUCCCCGUGGCAGGUCUUCUGCACCCAGAAUUGUCUAUCCAAUCUUCAAGGACUCAUAUGCUCAAAAGGAAGUCAGUAAAGGAAGAAUGAUAAAUUGGAAUUGGAACUCAUAAAAGAAAACCUUUGAACACUGUCCUGAAUUCGACAUCUGAAAUAUAGCAAGCCAGGUUGAUUGAUUUCAAGGACUAUAAAUCCAUCUGUUCAUCUGUCUAUCACCUACCCACCUAUCUGAGAGCAGAAUGGGAGAGUGAGGAGUUUCCAGUGAAGCACCAACCUUGCAUUGUACAAAAUCGGACAGCUGUACAUGAUCAGCAAGCACAGCCAUGAGCAGAGUGACCGAGGGGAAGGCGUAGAAGUCGUCCAGAAUGAGCCCUUCGAGGACCCUAACCACGGCAACGGGCAGUUCACCGAGAAGCGUGUGUAUCUCAACAGCAAACUGCCUAGUUGGGCCAGAGCUGUUGUUCCCAAAAUAUUUUAUGUUACAGAGAAGGCUUGGAACUAUUAUCCCUACACAAUUACAGAAUACACAUGUUCCUUCUUGCCGAAAUUCUCCAUUCAUAUAGAAACCAAGUAUGAGGACAACAAAGGAAGCAACGACAGCAUUUUUGACAGUGAAGCCAAAGACCUCGAGAGAGAAGUUUGCUUUAUUGAUAUUGCCUGCGAUGAAAUUCCAGAACGUUACUACAAAGAGUCUGAGGAUCCUAAACACUUCAAGUCAGAGAAGACAGGACGGGGACAGUUACGGGAAGGCUGGAGAGAUAGUCAUCAGCCCAUCAUGUGUUCCUACAAGCUGGUGACUGUGAAGUUUGAGGUCUGGGGGCUCCAGACCAGAGUGGAACAGUUCGUACACAAGGUAGUCCGAGAUAUCCUGCUGAUUGGACAUCGACAGGCUUUUGCAUGGGUUGAUGAGUGGUAUGACAUGACAAUGGAUGAAGUCCGAGAAUUUGAACGAGCCACUCAGGAAGCCACCAACCAGAAAAUUGGCGUUUUCCCACCUGUGAUUUCUAUCUCGAGCAUUCCCCUGCUGCCUUCUUCAGUCCGCAGUGCCCCUUCCAGCGCGCCGUCCACACCUCUGUCCUCAGACGCACCUGAGUUUCUGUCUGUGCCCAAAGAUCGGCCCCGGAAAAAGUCUGCCCCAGAAACUCUCACGCUUCCAGACCCUGAGAAAAAUGCCACCCUGAAUUUACCUGGCGUACCCUCUUCAGACAGGCCAUGCCGGCCCAAAUCAGAAUAACUUCAUAUGAAUAUUUCAUGGGGUUUUAUAUUUUCAUUUUCAGGGUUGGUUUUCUUGUUUUGUUUUGUUUUUUAAGAAUCUUCUAAUAAUAGAAAAAGACUGCUUUGUCACUCAAAACAUGUUCCUUCGAUCUGAGUGUGCAUGUGGUUAAGUAAUUUCACAUAUAAUAUGAGUCCCCAAGUAUGCCACACAGCAUCAUAUUAGAUGCAACAUGUAAGACAUGCAAAAGACAGAAGGCAUCUUCUGUAGCCACAGCUGGAAGCCUGGGAGGAAGCCUUGUUAAUGGGCGUUUGCUGCGGUUGGUAUGGGCUUCAAGGGUAAAUAAAUGAAAACUUUGCACCACUGUGGUACAAGGUGUGAUAAAAUAGUGAAGUCAGUUUCCUCUGGUUAAACCUGAAAUUCUCAAAAAUACUCUCAGGCGGAACAUACCUAAUUGUUAAAUUUUGAACUGCUCAUCGCCAAUACUUGAAUACCAGUAGUUACUAAAAUUCCUAUUUUGGUUAGUCUGACUCAGGAUUUGGGGCCUAAUUAACACUUUAAAUUUUUUGAAAAUUUUAAUUAUCAACCCACAGAGGCUCCACGUGCAAUUAAUGAUAACUUAUUUAUACCUUUCACAGAAUUUAAUAAAGAUUCCACUUGCUUCUGUCUUUUAAUAACUUUUCCCCUAUGUGCCCUCAGAAAUCUUGAGAAUUACAUGGGUGAAUGUGACCUUAACUUGACAGAUUUUGGAAGGGUUGAGUUAGGAACCAAGAGGUCCAGGUGAGACAAACAUCUUUUUUCUCUACAGGUACCAACAAACCUUAACCUGUCAGCUUCUAUCAUCCAUGAAGAUUCUCAGAAUUUGCAAUUAAUUAAGCAGAAUUUAUUGACUACUUCCUCACUCAAAAAGUUCAAGGGUGGAGAAGCUAACUGGACUUUCACUCUGUUGGAAUAUCUGAUUCGGGAAACCCUAAAAAAGAGAAUUGUUUUUCAUCUCCCUCCUGGUUUUACUUUUAUUUUUUAUUUUUUUCUCUUUCCCGCCCCCUCCCCACUCCUCUGGGUUUAUUUUUAAUACAUCCAGACUUCCUGGACCCGAUGGCCCGUCACGGGACCUUAGAAAAGACUGUCAUUCUCUUGCUCCUUACUUGAAAUCCAAAUAUUGGGAUGUCCCAGAAGUUGAGUAAAUACUGUCAAGUGGGAGGAGAGAAUGAGCAGAAUUGUUGACUCCUAUUUGUAAAACAAAAAAGGAGGAGAGAUACAUGUCCUUCCGUCUAGCUUUCUUUUCUGAAAGUAUUGCUAAUGCAAGAUUAGAUUCAAGGUUGACGGGAGGCAAGCUCAUUCACCAAAGUGGCAGAAAGAGAACUGCCCUUUGAUCUGAAAAGGAAAAACCUGCCACCUUCGCACCUCACUGCCUUUAAACGCAGAAGGAAGGGCAAGCAGUAUCUAUAUUCACUUUUGUCCUCCAGGAGAGGAAGAGAGCAAAGUAAUUGGGCAACUCCAAGCCCCCAGCUAGCCUUCCUCUCCAUAACCUCCAACCUCAGGAAAGGGACCUUCCCACACAGAUUCCAAAGGAAACACACAGACCAGGGGGCAUAGCCUCCUCCUCUCUCCUGGCCUCAGCCAGCGGACCCGGCCUGCUUCUCUCUCUAAGUGCUCAGCACUCUGCAUCGUGUCUUUCAAGUUGACAAACUCCCAGGUGCAGGCGCUGGCCCCUGAGCCCAGCACCAAGUAAGCGUAAGUCAUACGUCAGACUGUCAAGAUCAUAUCUUUAUCUACAGGUUGAUAUUUAGCUCGAAAAAAAAUUUUAAAACCCAGAACUCAAGGGAAACCAGUUACAAAUAGCUUAGGUCAACAUGCAUCUCUUCCCUAAGAGCGCGAUAGCAGUGUAGUAAGACAUCUUUGCAUGGUUUGGUAGCAUGGUUUUUUGCUUGUGGGAAAACUUAAUCUUUUACCGAACCCCUUGGACUUUUCGACGGCUCCCUCUCCACACAGCAGUCCUUAAGGAUUAUGUUUGGCUUCAGAAAGCAAAAUUCUAUUUUCACAAGGCAACGAUCGUGUGUGUGUGUGUGUGUGUGUGUGUGUGUGUGUGUGUGUGUGUGUGUUUGCUUACCAUUUAUUUACCAGCUGAAAUCAGCUUUGUCACAAGUGGGGGUGGGGUCAUUUUCUAAUGGAACCCAUCUAUUUUGUGCAGGUUGUUAACACAUCUGAUGCCUAGUUUUUCCAUUCAUACCAUUGCUGUCCGUAAAGUAGCUUCUGCUAGCAAGGUCAACCAUCCUAUCCGCUUUAGAAAACUAAUUUCUCAUUUCCUCCUGUGAGUUUUCUUUCUCUCACAGCCAGUACAAUACCACGGACAUCCAUUACAGACUGCUAAAGAUAGUGUGCGUUUUAGCCAUCAAAAGUGUGUGCGCUUAAAAUACAUUCAGUUUUCUGUCUACAUGUGGUUUGUGUGCAUUUAAGAAAAGGGCAGGGGGGGUGCAUAUAUUCCUUCAGCUGCUUUGAAUAUUGAAUCCCAUCAUCGUGAGCAUACGUGACUUCACCAUUUUAUCUGCCUUGAUUUCCAAGGGUCAUUUUACAUUCUCCAUACAUGCCUUUGUUUGUUGUGGGAUACAAGCCUGCAAUGAAUGUGUACAUAGAACCUUAAUAAUUCCUAUAAGGAUGGAAAUGCAAUGGCUGCAUGAUGGAAACUUAGAAGAAGGAAAAAAGCAGAAACUUGAAUUAAGCAUGUUUGGGGGUGGGGGGAAUAGAAUCUUUAACUCAGUGCCUCUGUCUGCAAUGUGGAAACCUUCAACUUUGUUCACCAAAAUUGUAUUAUACCUGUAUGUACAUAUAUAGAAAUAUAGUAUAGUGAAUCAAACACCACCAGUUUGAAGUCUCUGGUAGCCAAAUUAAAGUAAUCCACAGAAUAGCACAUGCGCAGCACACCAUCUUCAUCUCUGAUGUUGGUGAAAACCAUGACAAUGGCUGUACAUUUCAUUACUUCGGGUGCAUUUCAAAUACCAGGCGCCCCUGUGCUUUUCGUGGCUGUGUGUGGUACAGCAUUUGUAGCUUUGACUGCUUUCCCAGGAUCAGAGGGUCUUGGUGUUUUUCCCGCGUGCACUUUGUCAGAAGUUAGCUCUGAAGACCAUUUCAUGUUUCUACUUUUGGGCUAUAGUAAAACAAAGCUAAGGAAGCCAUGAAAUUUUUCACUCACCAUCGUUAUAACAGGCACCAUAUGUGUUCGCUGGUGAACUAAUUUAUAAACCCUUCUUUUACGAUUUUGCAUCUGUGUGGGAAGAAUGGUUUUAAUGUAUUUGGAGGUUUGUAGUAGCCAUGUUUUGGGUGUGAGAAUAAAUCUCUAAGCGCAGUCGUGGUUGUACAAUGCAGGCACAAAAACCCAAGACCCCACAAGUAAUUACAGGGUUUUCUUUCAAGGCACUGUAAUACUGGCCUAGAGAAUAGAUCCUGACACUUCUCCAGAAAUCAUUUUCCUGUGAAAAUUGCAAGGCUAAUGUAUUUAUGUACAUUUUUAAAUUCUACUUCCCUUGGUAGCUCUUCAGGGCUCAGAGACAGCAAAAUCACUGUCUGGUUUAGGUCAGUAGGAAUUUUACUUUUCAGAAGGGCCAGAGUAUAAUUCAGAUGUAAUAUGAAAUUAGAUAAUCCAAUAGACAGGAAUUGUCUAAAUAGUUUUAGUCCCUUUCUGAUCAUCUGACUCAGUAGGCCAGGUAACAAUCUGCCAUCUUGAGCCCUAAUUCUUGAAAUUAAAAAAAAAAAACAUAUAUAUUGUGUGGCUGUAACUGGUCAAACAACUCGUUCUUGCUGAGACUGAAAUGUCGUGCAAUCGCACAGCCUUGGCACACGGAGGCAACACCGGGUUCUUGUGUGUUCUACCUUCGGAACGAUCUGUUUGCAUUUGAAAUGUAAGUGUUUAAGCUUUUUAGGAGUUAGUGCAAUAAGAGGAUGUGAAUGUGGAGACCUUUUCAGAUGUGAUUCAUGAUAAUUUUGUUGUUAAGUUAAUGCUAUGGGAUGUUGUGGCCUAAAAGGGAAAGCAUGUCUAUUGAAUUGCAAGUCCCCCUUCAGUUCCUAUGUAUCACCAAGAAGAGGUUCUUUGAGUUGCUGUUAUGCCUACGCCACUUCUGUGUCGCUUCAAGUGUCAUUUUUUAGUGUUUACAUUUCAAGCUGGGAUCUUGAUUCGUUCAAUGGGUCGAUAUACCACUGCCACUGCUGAAGGACCAAGGUUUGGAGUGCACAGUGUUACAGUCUACAAGCAAAGCAAACAAAAGGUGACCCUCACACAUGCCAUCCUUCUGUGUCAUUUUAUGGCUGUUUUGUGUUUUCCCCCCAGUUAUUUAUUAUUGUUAAUAACUUCCUUUUUCUUACCUUCUAUUGUAAAUAAAGUACAAAGCAAUCUUC
This is a messenger RNA of Myotis myotis, 6329 nucleotides long. It is a transcript of the gene PITPNC1, whose product is annotated as phosphatidylinositol transfer protein cytoplasmic 1. Bases 1032 to 1961 code for a protein of 309 amino acids. Gene Ontology annotation, biological process: phospholipid transport. Gene Ontology annotation, cellular component: cytoplasm. The record is from RefSeq and is a predicted model, not a curated record. The transcript is spliced from 11 exons. Gene Ontology annotation, molecular function: phosphatidylinositol binding; phosphatidylinositol transfer activity. Lineage: Eukaryota; Metazoa; Chordata; Mammalia; Chiroptera; Vespertilionidae.